ACCAGCAACACAUACCUACACUAGAACAUUCUCCGUCUGUCUCCUCUUCUCGCUGCACCUCUCUCUGACUGUGUCUCUUUACGAACCCGUUCUGUCGACAUUUAGGUGUUACUGUUCAAUUAGUAGAUAUGCCUGUCAAAGUGUUCAUUACCAGCGUGAGCAGCAACCUGAAGAUAAAGAAAGAUCAGCAGAAAAUCGAAAUGACCCUGGACUCCCUGAAGAUCCCUUAUACCAAUGUUGACAUUGCUCAGAAUGUGGAAGAUAAGGAUGAAAUGAGAAGGAUUGCAGGGGACCCGACUGCACUGCCACCCCAAAUAUGCAAUGGUGACACCUACUGCGGAGACUUCAAAGCUUUUGAAGAAGCAGUGGAGAUGGAAGAACUACCUAAAUUUCUUAAACUGUGACGGUGAAAAACUUGACCCGUUAAGUCAUACAUUCACAUUUAUAUGAGGACAGAUGUUGUGUUUGGUCUGCACUAUAAGUGCAAGAAUAUGUUAAUGAAAAAUUGAUUUUUAAUUUGGUUGAUUAAACUAAA
Molecule: messenger RNA, 535 nt
Organism: Limanda limanda (common dab)
Lineage: Eukaryota; Metazoa; Chordata; Actinopteri; Pleuronectiformes; Pleuronectidae
Exons: 3
Coding region: 129-404 (91 amino acids)
Cellular component (GO): cytoplasm
Source: RefSeq, a predicted model, not a curated record